AUGGAGAAGAAUGAAGAAGAAAAUAUUAUAAACUUGUUAAUUAGUUUUGCAGAUAAAUAUUUAAAGAACAAAGAUAUAAGAAAUGAAAACAGUAGAAUUAUUAAAGAUAUGUUUUAUUCUAUCAUAUUAGUUUUAAUAAACAAUGUUGAUAAAUAUAAUUUAGCAAACUGUAUUAAUAAUUAUAUAAUAAAUGAAUUAGAGAAUAUAUCAAUUGAAUCUGUUCAAAAUUUGUCAAAAAAAAAUAAUAAAAAUAAAAAAAAUAAUGAAAAUAGUGAAAUAUAUAAAAGAAUAAAUAUAUUUAUUAUUUUUUUAGAAUGCUUAUUUAUUAAAUUUUAUAAUAUCAACUUUUUAAACUUAAACAUAUCAUGGAUCUAUAAAUUUAUUUAUCAUAAAGAAGACCUCAAUUUUUCAUCUCUUUUGAACAUUUUAAAAACAAUAUUACUGUUUAUAGAAAAAGAAGAGAACCAAGAAAAGGGAGAAAACGAAGAAAACGAAGAAAACGAAGAAAAACAAGAUGUUACAUUAUUGGACCAAAAUGUGAGUAAUAUUCAAUUUGAGGAAAAAAAAAAAAAAAAAUUUUGUGUCAUAUAUAUUUUAUUAAGUCGUAUAAAAACAGAAAUAAAAAAUAAUGUUAAAGAAAUAAAGGACAAUUAUUUAUUUUACAAAAAUAAAAUAAAUGAAUUAGGAGUUGUACAGAAAAAUUCUAGUAAUUUAUAUGACCCUUUGUGUGAAAAUCAGAAUCAUAAUGAAAAAGAAAAAUUGUGUAAAAAUCAGGGUCGCAUAAAUAUUAUAAAUAACAUAUCUUUAUGUUUUAAGGAUACAUGUGAAUUAUUUAUUAAUAUAAUAGAGAAUAAAACAGAGACAUAUCAAUGUAGUAUUGAAUUGGAAAACGAAAUAAAAGAAAUAGGAAAAGAGAUAAUGCUUCUAACACCAUUUAUUAAUGAUAAUGAUAUAAGAAAUUAUAUGAUAAAUACAUUUUUUUUUACAAUUAAAAGAUAUAUAUUUAACAAAAAGGAAUAUGAAGAAUUAUGUCUGAUAGUUAUUAAUGUGAUGUAUUCGUUCAUAAAAAAUGAUGCUACAUCUGAAGCUAAUUCGAGUCAUCAUUUUAAUAAAAAAAAGGAUCUUAUUAUAAGCAAUUGUGAUGGGACCGAAAAUGAACAGUAUGAUGAGGAAUACAUUUUAUACGUAUAUAAAGAAAUAAACUCAAAUUUUUAUACAUCUAAUAAUAAUGAUGUUGUGUCAAAUGGGGUAGUUAAGAAUCUAAAAAAAGAUGAACCCAUAGAUAAAAAUUAUCUGAACAGUGUAUAUAAUUUUCUUGUUAUAAAUAUAGAUGAUUUAUAUAAUAUUGAAUUUGUAAAAUAUGCAUUUAUUGAUGAUGUAAGAUAUUAUUUGUUAUUAUAUAGUGAAGCAUAUAAAGAUGAAUGGGUAUUAAAAAAAAUAAUAUAUAUAUUUAACAAAAUAAUAAAUAUAUAUAAAGAUACAAAUAUGGAUGAUUUUAGAAACGGUUCUACUUUUAUAGAAGCAUGGGAAACUUUUGAAUGUAUAUUAAAAUGUAUUGAAAAUUUUUCUAUACAUUUAUUAAAAACAAAUUGGAAAAAAGUUAUUUAUUUAAUAAAUAUGGGAGAUCAGAUAAGAAAAAAAUAUCAACUAUUUUGUAACUCACAAUUUAAAGAAAGUAAAAAUGUUAAAAAAAUAAAAAAUUUAACAAAUUUAACAAAUUUUGAAAACGAAAAAAAUGUAAAACAUUACGAUUGUAGUAGCAAACAAAAUGUGGGUUCUAAUUUAUUAUCAUCUGAUCUGAAUAAUUUUCAAAAACAUAAUUUCCUGUUUUAUGAUAGUCACGAUUAUAAUGUUUUUAAUUUUUGUGUAAAAAAAAAAAAAAAAAAUAAACAAACGAUAUUUACAUCAUUUGGUAAUUAUUCAGAUUAUAUAAUAUUAGUAUUGAUUGAAUAUUUAAUUUGGAAAUUAUUGAUACAUGAUAAUAAUACUGUAACUCGUUUUUCUUUGUGUGCAUUAAUAGAAAAAAAAGAAGAUUACACAAAAAAAGAUAAUGCACAAAACAUGGAAUAUAGUGAUGAGAGUGUUGAAAAAAAGAGUGAAGAAAUUUAUGGAGUCGAAAUAAAUACACUAAUCAACAGUAUAAACGAUAUAUUUUUUUUUAACAUAUUUUUCCCAGAAUGUGUAAAACCCACAUUAUUUAUCAAAGGUGAUAUUCCUUUUUAUGAAUUUCGAAUUAAAAAUUUAAUAGUUUCUAAAAUAUUAAAUAGAAAAAAUUCGAUUGAAUAUAUCCAAAAUUUUAUUAUCGCGUUAAAUAAAAUUAAUUUGUUUUAUGCCAAUGCCAGGAUAAUACUUGAAGCGAUCAUUCAAGCUAUCAACAUAAUUGAAAGUUCUAAUAGUGAUCAUCUUUUUUUGAAAGCUUUUGAUAAAAAGGUAAGCGGCGCCAACGAAUGUGUAGCGAUGGAAAACGAAUGCAUAGAGAUGGAAAACGAAUGUGUAGAGAUGGAAAACGAAUGUGUAGAGAUGGAAAACGCCAUGAAUAAAAUAAUUUUAAAUGUCAUUAAUAAAAUAAAAAAUGUGUCUAUAAGUAGAAGAAAAGACUUGCAAAUAUUUGUUUUAAAAAUUGUUAUAAAAAUGAAUGAAAGUUUAAAUUUAUUUAAUACUAUAAAAAGUUAUUCCUCAUUUUUGCAAAUUUUUGAAGAAGACUUUUUUUUUCAUGCUUUGGAAUAUUUCGAAAUUUUAACAAAUAAAAAAAUUAAUUUUGUUAAUACUUUAGACAGUAAUUUUACAAAUUUACCUGAACAAGUCAGGUCAUAUAUUUGGCUAGAAAAUAAUGGAAAUAUUUUUUUGAACAAUUUUAUUGAAAAAUUUAAUAAAAUAAUUGAUUUAAAUCAAUAUAUGUAUUUUUAUGGAUAUUUGAGGUUAUUUUAUUUAUUGUUACACAUAACAAUAAAAAGAAAUAAAAAAAUGGAUGAGAAUUAUAAAAAUAUUAUUUUACGAAUUCGAAAAGAUGAUAAUUUUUAUUUAAUUUAUCAUUUAGUUUUAUACUUUUUUAAAAACAAUUUAAGUCAUAUAUUUUUAAAAAAUGAUAUUAAACAAAUUUUAGUUAAAAAUAUUGAAAAUUUAAGAAAUUUUAUUCAAGGUAAUGUAUAUGAGAAAAAAGAAAAUUUGUUGUUUCCUUGUCAAAAUGAAAAAUUAAAUGAACAUAUUUUCAAUAAUUCUGAACGUUCAGAAAUUAUUACAACAUUUUCUGAACAUUGUUUUGAUUAUAAAAUGGUGAGAAAAUUGUUUAUAUUUACAGAUAUUGUAGAAUAUUGUGGAGAUAUAACUGCAUAUUUUUUGAAUAAUAAAAUAAAUUAUUAUAACACGUCUUAUUCAUAUAAAGAGAAAAAUAUGGAUACAUUUGAUCUCGAAAAGUCGCUUAUAAUACAUGAUAGUGCACCUGAAGAAACGGAUAUUGAUGUGUGUCGAGAUAGUAAAAAUUUGUAUAUAGAAUGUGUUAAUUUUUUGAAAAAUUUUACUCAAACAAAUAUUAAAAAUAAAGAUGAUGAGAAUUAUAACAAUUUGAGGAUGAUAUUGGCACUUGCAUAUGUUUCUAAUACAUGUACAAUUUUUGGAAAAAUAAAAGAUGAAGAAAAAUUAAAUAAAAAAAUUUUGUUAAUGCAAAUGAAAAAUAUAUAUAACGAUAGUUCAAAUAUGUCAAAAGACGCACACAUACCAGUAGGAAAUAGUGAUAUAAUUAAUAAUCUAUGUGGAGAUGGAAAUUAUUUUUGCAAAAAUUUCAAUUUUUAUAGAUAUAAAUAUUUAUAUAAAUAUUUUUCUGCACACAAUACUUUUAAUGAAUAUAAAUUUGAUAAUAAAAUAAAAUUUUCAGAAACUAUAGUUAAUGAUAUUGAAGUUAGUAAAGAGGAGUUGGUCUAUGUCUAUUUUAUUAUAAAACAAUAUAUAAUACCUUGUAUUUUUUCUGACCAUAAAAAAAAUAAAAAAAAUGACACAAAAAAUGAUAUAUAUAACGAUAUGGAUAACGAUAUGGAUAACGAUAUGGAUAACGAUAUGGAUAACGAUAUGGAUGGUUCUAUAAUAAAAUUUAGAAUAAAAUUCUUGGACCUUUUAAUAAAACAAAGCAAAAUGUUGAUAGACAGAUUUGCUGAUUAUAAAUUUCCAACACAUUUGCUUGAGCUAGCUUUUCUCACUUUAUUUCAUCCUUUAAUUGUAAAAUUCGAAAUUGAAUUAUAUAGUAAUGAGAAUUAUAAAACAAUUGAUGAUAUAAAAGAAGAUGGAUAUAUAUCUUAUAAAUUAUUAAUUUUUGUAAAAAACAUUUUAAAAAUUGGCCAAACUAAAUUAUCUAUAUGUAGAAGUGUUAUUAUUCCAUUUUUAACUUCCUAUUUUUUUAGUAUAAUUGAAUAUGGAAAUGUUGUAAUAAAUAUAAGUAAUGAAUAUUUAGAUAAGUUUGUGGAAAUUAUUGUUGAUAUUCUUAUGCAUAAAGAAUAUGUAUUAUAUGAUUGUCAAAAAAGUUUUACUAAUGAUUUAUUUAAAAUAAAAAAAGGAAAUUUAAAAUUUAAUAAUUUUAUUAAUGAAAAUAUUUGUUCAUAUUUUUUAAACAAAAUAGAAAAUAACCAACAAAUUAUAUUCCCUUCAAAAUUUUUUGAAAUAUAUCAUUCAUCUAUUUUUUUAAGAUUAUUAACAUUAAUAUUUUUAAUAAAUCUAUUUAAAAUUUUAGAAUGUAAAUAUAUUUCCGUAACUAAAAUAGGGAUACACAAUAAAGCUGACCACACUUCAAAUGGUGAGACAGAUUUUGCAGGGGCGGAAAAAUUAGGAGGAAAACCAUGGUGUAAACAAACGAGGGAAGGAAAAGACGAAUUUUAUAAAAAAAGAAAUGUAAUAUUGUGCAUGUAUGAAAAGCUUAUUGUUCAUAUUUUAAAAAGGGUUGAUAACAAAAAUGUGGCUCGCGAAAGCUUAAAAAGUAAAUGCAAUGAGCAAAAAAAUGACAGAAAAAAUGACAAAAAAAAUGACAGAAAAAAUGACAGAAAAAAUGACAGAAAAAAUGGGCAAAAUAUGACCCCAUUACCCUUUUCGCAUGGCCAUAAUAUUCAAAUAAGAGGAUUACAAGCAUUAUGUAUACUUUCAAAAUAUUUUAAAUAUAUAAAAAAAGGAAAAAGGAAAAAUAUUAUUUUUUAUGUUAAUACACUUUUACAAUAUGAUAAUCUUAGUACAACCCGUCAAUAUUUAGAAUUGUUUUGUUCAUCUAUUUGUAAUUCUUCUUUUAUUUUAUUAUAUCCUCAUCUAAUUAAAAAUAUAUUAAAAAAUGAUGGUGAGAAUGCACAAUUAACUAUUAGCUCUUUAAUUAUAUCUGCACAUAUUUUUUUAAAAUCAAAAUUUAGUUACUAUUCUUUUGUAAAACUUAAUUAUAAUUCAUUUUCUGGAUUAACAGUUGAUCAAAAAAAAUAUUCCACAAAUAUUUUUGUAAAAAAAGAAAAAAAAAAAAAAAAUGUUAAAGGAGUACAAAAAUCAAAAGGAAAAAAAAUCAAAAAUAUUAUUAGGCAAAUUUUAGAAAAAAGUGAAAAAAACGAAAUUGGCAAAGAUGUAGAUAAAGCAAUUGAAAAUAUAAAUAAAAAAAAAAAUCAAUAUGGAAAAAAAUGGAAACUAAAUGAAAAAGGUAAUGAUAAACAAAUAGGAAAAAAUAGAAAGAAAUGUCAUAAUUAUCAAAAGGAAGAUAAUAAAUUAUAUGAAUAUGAAUCUAAAGGAGAAUCAAAUUUUGAAAGAAAUAAAAAUGGUAUUCCUAUAAAAGGUGAUAAUAAUGCUUAUGAAAUAGAAGAUAAAAUAUGGGAUACAGAAAAUAUAACUAGUCAAGACAAUCCCCAAAAUGGCUAUUUUUAUUCACCAUAUAUUUCCAAAAUAUUAACAAAAUUAUUGUUAAAAAUAGUAAUAUUAUGUUCUUCUCACUCAGCUUUAAUUAGAAGCAUUUCACAAUAUAUAUUAUAUAAUUUUUUAAAAAAAAGAAAAGAAAUGUUAUUAACUCCAUUUUUAUCAAAAAUAUAUUUAUUUAUUAAAAAUAAUAAAGAUUGUAAAAGAAUAAGAGAAAAAUUAAAAAAAGAAUUUAUAAAUUGGGAUACUUCAAUUAUCGAAAAAAAUAAUAAUAUAUGUAUGCUAUUACCAACUUAUAAUCAUUCAUUUAAUUUUUUUGAUGAAGAUAUUAAUUGUGAAAAUACAAACACAUUUACACACAUUUUAUAUAAUAACGAAUUGGUGACUUCCUAUACAUUUAUAGAUAGUAUUAAAAAAAUUGUUCAACAAGAGAUGACUUCUAUAAUGUAUAAUAUACAAUUAGAAAAAGAGAAAAAAGAUGGAAUUUCUAUUUAUAAAUAUAAUAAUGAACAAAAAUUGUUAACCUUAAAUCAGUUUUAUCAUGGUCAGGAUGCAGAUGAAAUAUCUUCUACAAUCAAUGAUAAGAGAGAUACAAAAAUUUUAGCUAGCGAAAAUGGACAAGAAAAAAAAAAAAAAACAACUAGCCAAAUAAUUAAUGGAGAAACAUGUUUUAAUAAAAAUAGUGAAAAUAUUGAUUAUGAUAAAAACUUUGAAAACUUUUUAAAACAAACCCAAAAAAAUUAUCAAAAAAAAUUCGAUCCAAUCAAUAAUAUAAUAGAAAUUAAUAAUGAAUUUCGAAAAAAAUAUCAAUUUAGAAAAAAAAAUAAUUUAAUUGUCAUUGCUUCCUUAAUUGACAAAGUCCCAAAUUUAGCUGGCUUGUGCAGGACAUGUGAAAUUUUUAAUGUUAAAAAAUUAUUGCUUAGCAAUAUAAAUAUUGUUAAAGAUUUUCAAUUUCAAAAAAUUUCUUCUACUGCUAAUAAAUGGAUGAAUAUACAAGAGUUAAAAAAAAACGAUAUUAUAAAAUAUUUAAUCAAAAAAAAAAAGAAAUAUUCUAUUAUUGGCUUAGAACAAACAAAUGAUAGUAAACAAUUAAACGAUUUUAUUUUCCCAGAAAAUUGUAUAUUAAUAUUGGGAGAUGAAAAAGAAGGAUUACCAUCUUCCAUUCUUUUGCUUUUACACCAUUGCGUUGAAAUACCUGGACAUGGAAUUAUUAGAUCUUUGAAUGUUCAUGUUUCUGCAGCUAUUACUAUUUAUGAAUAUUUCAAGCAACAUCUUUAA
Molecule: messenger RNA, 7140 nt
Organism: Plasmodium yoelii
Lineage: Eukaryota; Apicomplexa; Aconoidasida; Haemosporida; Plasmodiidae
Product: rRNA (adenosine-2'-O-)-methyltransferase, putative
Exons: 1
Coding region: 1-7140 (2379 amino acids)
Biological process (GO): tRNA methylation
Molecular function (GO): tRNA (guanine) methyltransferase activity; RNA binding
Source: RefSeq, a predicted model, not a curated record